AUGAGGCAUCUGAGCAUGUCUACUACAAUAAUGACCGUUGCAAGCGUCGCAGUUGGCGGCGUCCUCGCAUACGCCGUGUACUUCGACUACAAGCGGAGAACCGACGCCAACUUCCGCAAACAACUCCGGAAAGAAAAAAAGCGUGUCAAGCAGAGCCAGAGCCAGACACCGUCUGAAUCUGCUCAGACUGCAACCGAAGGAGUGGACGCAAAUGACUUGCGGAGCGCGUUGGAGAGCGUACGCAACGAAGAAGUACCAGCUGGGCCAGAGGAAAAGGAACAGUAUUUCAUGAAGCAAGUUGGGAUAGGUGAACAACUAUGUGCGAAAGGUCCUGUCUACCACCUUUCUGCUGCGAUGUGUUUCUACCGCGCGUUGCGUGUGUAUCCAUCACCCGUGGAGCUGGUUGUGAUUUACGAGAAGACUGUUCCUCCACCCGUUUUCCAGCUUGUGAUGGAACUUACUAAUUUGGACGUCAAAGACCGAGUUGAAGGAUAUUAUACGUUCUUCCCGCCGAAGGCAAUGAAUGUCGCAGUUGAGACUAUCAAUGUCCCUGACGGCAAGGGCGCAACCAUGUCGAAGAAAGUCCUUGUCGUGACAAAAGACUUCGAGGCUGGUGAAGUCAUCUACCAGGAAGAUCCAAUCGUGGCCGUUCUCGAUGCCGAUCUUCAAGGGAAAGGCACACACUGUAGCUAUUGCUUGCGCCAGAUCCAAAACGAUCCCAUCCGUCCAGAAUCGGAUCGCCUCCACAGUGUUUACUGCUCAUCUGAUUGCCAGACCCAACACAACGCGCAUUCGCAGACUCUGCUCUUCACGCUCGAGUCGCCUUUACCUGCUGCCAUAGCGCCCGAAAUGAAAGGCGCGCAACGUGAGGAGCGAGAAAAUGCCCAAAAAGCGUUCGUCGAGUAUCUCAUACAGACCAAAAGGGCUGCACCAGAGCUUGUGGCGCGAUUCGUUGCGCGACAGGUCAGCGCGGAGACUGCUAAGAUGUUACCCCGCGGAAUAUUGCCUGGCGUCGCUUCCGAGCCGGUGCUGACAGAUGGCGGAGAGUACUCGCUGUACGAUCACCUCGAGCGUCUAAGAUAUCUCGAGGUGAAUCCCGCAGAUCACGAGACUCGCGUCUUGAAGGAUGUGUUGCAGACUGCGCUCCCCGGACUUGAACAAUUCCUUACGGAGGAUAGACAUGCAACCUUUAUCGGGAAGAUGUCGUAUAACUCGUAUGGGGUAUACUUCGGUGAAGGAAGGGAGGAUAAGCCUGACACAGCUGCUCGCCCUGAGAACGCCGAGAAAACACGCACCCCCUGCGGUACCUCUAAGCAGAUCGGCACGGGUUUCUACGCAGUAUCAUCCUAUAUCUCGCAUAAUUGCGCACCCUCCGCUAAGCCCGUCUUCCCAACUGGCACUGCACAGCUGCAACUUAUGGCCACUCGUGCACUUCAAAAAGGCGAUGAGAUCACUGUCGCGUAUGUGGACGUAUUGCAGCACUCUGAGGAGACACCCGAGGUAGCACGCCGGCGUCGUCGCAUGGAGCUCGCGAGGGGAUGGCGGUUUGCGUGCUCUUGCAAGCGGUGUGCUGAGGAAGGAUUGGAAGGUGAGAUUGAGGAAGGAGGAGAUGAGAGCAAGGUGGAGGACGUUGUGACCAGGCCCUCCUUCGUUUGUAUUACUUCCACGAUGUCUACAUUCAUUAUACAUCGCUUUCGCUCCUCACUGUCACGACGCGCCUUACAUACGACUGCAAUUCGGCAUGUUGACCGUCCAACGGUGUUCACAAACAUGCUUGCAGGGGAUAUUCCACCCCCCGUGCAAGUUAAUUCCAUAACAUCGGCAGGUAUCCAGCUAGCAGACGGGCUUAUCCUUCCAUCUGCAUGCAUCUUCCUGGACGGUAAGGUUUUUUUGUGGAACGUUCCCUCGCAUCUUUGGAAUGGCUGGGGUCGCGAGCAUUUGAGUGUAUUUGAGACUGCUGUCCCAAAACCAGAAAUAUUGGUGUUUGGCACUGGGAGACGGAUGGAGCUUCCACCUCCGAGUAUAAGAGGCUACCUGAAAGAAAUGGGAAUACAACUUGACAUUAUGGAUACAAGAAAUGCGUGCUCGACGUAUAACUUGCUCGCGGAAGAGGGCCGACGGGUAGCUGCUGCAUUGCUCCCAUACACCCCGCGCCCAUGGCAGUCAUAA
This is a messenger RNA of Suillus fuscotomentosus, 2169 nucleotides long. RefSeq lists its product as uncharacterized. Gene Ontology annotation, biological process: mitochondrial respiratory chain complex I assembly; protein targeting; protein import into mitochondrial matrix. Bases 1 to 2169 code for a protein of 722 amino acids. NCBI's taxonomy places the organism in Eukaryota, Fungi, Basidiomycota, Agaricomycetes, Boletales, Suillaceae. Gene Ontology annotation, cellular component: mitochondrial outer membrane translocase complex; mitochondrial outer membrane. The transcript is spliced from 13 exons. The record is from RefSeq and is a predicted model, not a curated record. Gene Ontology annotation, molecular function: transmembrane protein transporter activity; protein binding.